UGAUUGCCCCUGCUAAGGAAAGCUCUUGGCUGUGGACGGUCGAUCCAUGCUGUUAAGGCUUCCGCUUUGCUCAGCCACAUCUGACGUACUAGUGUGUAUGUCUUGCGCAGUCACCCCCAUUCCGUGUGCGCCUGCACCAUGCUUCGUAAGUAGGUAGGUAAGUAGAUCACAGCUCGCCAAGUAGUAGUGUCUGUAUAGGCGGCCAAGUUGGACGGCGCGGCGCAGACAUAAAUCUUGCCCCGAUGGCUUGGAUAAAGCUGCAAUGUAGGGUAGGAUGACGAUUGCACGGCAAGCCCCCAUAGAUUUCUUCCGUCGGACUUCCACCCGCUUUGUUAAGUACCUCUAUGUCAAACCCGAUUGAUUACUUUGAAUUCUUUUCAACUCUGAACUAUUUCUUUCUGCUUUGCUCCCAGAGACGCGUGUCAUCAAAAAACACUCUUCUUGAGUUUGCUUUCUUCACUUUCUCCAUCUAUCGGUUGUACACCAACCCCGCCCCGCCUUUUGUAACCAUCACCUCUAGCCGAGCCAAGGCAUCGCUUAACCAACAGGAAUAUCGACCAUCAUUGUGUUGGGAAUUGCACCCACAAUGUCCUACCCAGGCUACCCUCCAGCGUCGCCUUAUGGCCGUAAGUGGAAAAGAAAACAGCACCUACAUAGUUUUGUCUUCACGACUAAUCCUAGACCAUGCAGAGCCACCACCACAAGGAGGCGGAUAUUAUCAACAGCCUCCUCCUCAGCAGCAUCAUCAGCAACCUCCAUAUGGUGGACCUCCGCCUCAUGCUCACUACAACACCUACCAGCAACCACAACAAGGAUAUGGACAACCACCGCCCGGGCCGCCGCCGGGGCAGUACGGCGCACCCCCUCCACAGCCCUAUGGUGCUCCGGCUCAUUCCCCACCACCCGGGACGUAUGGUGCUGCUCCUCCCCCGAGCCCCUCGUAUUACCCGCUCGGGCCUCCACCGGCCGGUUACGGCGCACCACCGCCUCACGGUUACGGACAGCCUCCCGGUCCGCCCCCUCAGCAAUCCUAUGGGGCCGUACCGCCCACACCCACAGCGUACACGCCCCAGCCCUACGCCGUGCAGUACCCGCCGACACCCCCUUCGCCCGGAUAUGGCCCUGCGAUGAAUAUCCCAUGGAACCCCGACCCGGACGCGGAUAGGCUAAGAAAAGCCAUGAAGGGAUGGGGCACGGAUGAAAAGGAGCUGAUCCGGGUUCUGGCCGACAAGGACCCUUUCCAGAUCAAUAUGCUCCGCGAUGCGUUUCAACGGCGCCACCGCCGCGAUCUUAUCGCCGACAUCAAGAGCGAGACGAGCAGCUGGUUUGAGGAAGGGCUCGUCAUGCUUGCCCGGGGUCCUCUUCUCAAUGACGUGCACAUGCUGUUCAAUGCCAUGGAUGGGGCAGGCACCAACGAAGACAUCCUAAACGAUAUCCUCCUCCGCCGGUCCAACGCCGACCUGAAGGCCAUCAAAGCCGAAUUUAGUCGAGUUUGCCAUCGGCCACUGGAGGAAAUGGUGCGCGGCGAACUGAGCAUGAAGACGGAACGGCACUUUAUGAUUGUGCUCGGUGCCACACGUGCAGAAGAUUCGGCUCCAGUGGUGAAGGCGGACAUUGACCGCGAUGUCGAUGAUCUCUACAACGCGACGGAGGGCAAGAUUGGCACAGACGAGAUGCGCGUAUGCAGCAUUCUGAGCUUGAGGAAUGACAACCAGAUCCGUGCCAUUUCCUACGAAUACAGGCAAAAGUACGCCAGGGAUCUCGAUACUGUCAUCCAAAAGGAGUUUUCGGGACACAUGAAAGACGCCCUUCUCAUCCAGCUACGCCACGGUACUGACAAGUACAUGCUGCAGGCCCGGCUCCUCGAGGAUGCCAUGGCAGGAAUGGGGACAAAAGACCGUCUCCUCACCAGCCGUCUGGUGCGGGCUCACUGGGAUCGCAACAACAUGCGAAACGUGAGGAACGCGUACGAGCAGCGUUACAAGAAGAAGCUGGCCAAGAGAGUGCAGGGGGAGACCAGCGGUGAUUAUCAGAGGCUUUUGAUGGCGAUUUGUGGAGAACCUAUUUGAGGGGCGCGCGCAAAAAGUGUGUCGCCUUCAAAGUUUACUUCACACCCAGCAGUGACUUUACUUUCACAGCAAGCUUCGGCCGAGUGUGAUAUAAUAUUUAACUCUAAUGAACACUGAGUGAUAGUCAUGAUUGAUGAUUUUCUGGUCUGGCUGGAAUUAGUAACACAGGAAGCGAGAUUACAAGUGCUUCUUUGCUCGUUUGUUAGCUUGGUACCCAGAGGUACUCUGCAGUGGUACACCGACGGGUCGGGAUCUCUUUUCCGAAUCGUCCCAAACUAUACACGCACUGGAGGAAAGCCAUCCCGCAACAAGAUCCAAUACAGUCUAUUUGAUUUCGGAAA
Messenger RNA from Neurospora crassa OR74A, 2410 nucleotides. It is a transcript of the gene anx14, whose product is annotated as annexin XIV. Gene Ontology annotation, molecular function: calcium-dependent phospholipid binding; calcium ion binding. The record is from RefSeq and is a predicted model, not a curated record. The transcript is spliced from 2 exons. Gene Ontology annotation, cellular component: cytoplasm. The coding region runs from base 345 to 2069 and encodes 574 amino acids. NCBI's taxonomy places the organism in Eukaryota, Fungi, Ascomycota, Sordariomycetes, Sordariales, Sordariaceae.